Messenger RNA from Drosophila ananassae, 837 nucleotides. It is a transcript of the gene mRpL35, whose product is annotated as 39S ribosomal protein L35, mitochondrial. Gene Ontology annotation, biological process: translation. The record is from RefSeq and is a predicted model, not a curated record. NCBI's taxonomy places the organism in Eukaryota, Metazoa, Arthropoda, Insecta, Diptera, Drosophilidae. Bases 256 to 786 code for a protein of 176 amino acids. Gene Ontology annotation, cellular component: mitochondrion; ribosome. The transcript is spliced from 3 exons. Gene Ontology annotation, molecular function: structural constituent of ribosome.
CCUCUUCUCUUCCAUCCCACACACUCACGCACAGGUCUCUGGUCUCAGGUCUUCCUCCAAAUGUUACGUCCUUUCUGCGCUCCUUGCAGACCUCCUUUAGGAUCAAUUCGCUACGCCGGUACAUUUCUAGGCUCCUCGCUGUGAAUGCGAUUGUUUCCAUCUAUCAGCUGAUCGGUUGGUGUUACGCGAUUUGAUAAGAAGAAGAACUGGCCGAAAUUUUGGAUUAUUUCGAGUUAGUUGUAUUAACCAAAGAUAAUGCUGCGAACCUUAGUGGCAGGCGCUCUGCGAAACAUUUGCCGGCAGGCGCCGGUGGCGGCGGUGGCUCCGCUGGUCCAGGGCACACAACGUGCUAGCUUGGUCACCCUGGCGAGGGCGAGCCUUUUGCCAAGUCCCUCAGUGACUGUCUCCAGCCCUAUGAACCUGCUGCAAAUACCUGCUCUGCAAGGAGUCACAGGAGCCGGCAGCACAAGAAGUGUCACCAAGUUCUCCCUGGUCAAAGGGAAACGAAAGACCGUCAAGGCCGUGCUGAAGCGGUUCAAGCGACUAGAGUGGGGCGCCUGGAUCCGCACCCAUUCCGGACGCCAGAAGAAGCUGUUCAAGAAGUCAGCGGCCCUGCGGCGACGCCUGAAGCAGCACGUCUUUACCAACGCCACCCAGAGCUGGCUGCUGGACAAGAUGGUGACCAGUUUCUGGCGCCGACCCAAGCACUACAUCAACGACCCCUACCGGCCCUACCACCGGCGAGAUGAAUACUUUGCCACGCAGUCGAAGACAUUUAAAGUGUAAUGCAGUCUAAGUUAUCAAUAUUAAAUGCCAUUGUUUCAUAUUUUUACCAAA